CUUUAAUUAACUCAAAGACACCUAUCCCAGGACUGCAAAGAAAAUGAGGGAGUGCAUUUCCGUCCACAUUGGCCAAGCAGGAGUCCAGAUGGGCAAUGCAUGCUGGGAGUUGUAUUGUCUGGAGCAUGGUUUCCAGCCAGAUGGGACCAUCCAUGCGAACACUGCUCCUCAAUUGACUGACUCAUCGUUUGGCACCUUCUUCAGUGAGACUGGGGCUGGGAAAUAUGUUCCCAGGGCCAUCUUCUUAGAUCUGGAGCCUACUGUUGUGGAUGAGAUCAGAAAUGGCCACUACCGUCAGCUGUAUCACCCUGAACAACUCAUCAGUGGCAAGGAAGACGCUGCCAAUAACUACGCUCGUGGCCAUUACACCAUCGGCAAGGAGAUUGUGGACUCUGUCAUGGACAGGAUGCGUAAAAUGGCUGACCAAUGCACUGGACUACAAGGGUUCCUCAUCUUCCAUAGUUUUGGCGGUGGGACCGGCUCUGGUUUUACUUCCUUGUUGAUGGAAUGCCUGUCUGUGGAUUACGGCAAGAAGUCCAAACUAGAAUUCUCAGUCUACCCUGCUCCCCAGGUGUCCACAGCAGUGGUGGAGCCCUACAACUCCAUCCUGACCACCCACACCACCCUGGAGCACUCUGACUGCUCUUUCAUGGUGGACAACGAGGCCAUCUUUGACAUCUGCAAGCGUAACCUGGGAGUGGAGCGGCCAUCUUACACCAACCUGAACCGCCUCAUCGCCCAGAUUGUCUCCUCCAUCACAGCCUCCCUACGCUUCGAUGGAGCUCUCAAUGUAGACCUGACAGAGUUCCAGACCAACCUUGUGCCUUACCCCCGUAUCCACUUUCCCCUGGUCACCUAUGCCCCCAUCAUCUCAGUAGAAAAGGCCUACCACGAGCAGCUCUCUGUCCCCGAGAUCACCAACGCCUGCUUUGAGCCGGCUAACCAGAUGGUGAAGUGUGAUCCCAGACGCGGCAAGUACAUGGCCUGCUGCUUGUUGUACCGCGGCGACGUGGUUCCCAAAGAUGUCAACGCAGCCAUCGCCAGCAUCAAGACCCGGCGCAGCAUCCAGUUUGUAGAUUGGUGUCCCACUGGGUUCAAGGUGGGGAUCAACUACCAACCGCCUACGGUGGUUCCUGGAGGAGACCAGGCCAAGGUCCAGAGGGCUGUGUGUAUGCUGAGUAACACCACAGCCAUCGCUGAGGCUUGGAGUCGUCUGGACCACAAGUUCGACCUGAUGUAUGCCAAGAGAGCCUUCGUGCACUGGUACGUGGGUGAGGGCAUGGAGGAGGGGGAGUUCUCUGAGGCCAGAGAGGACAUGGCUGCUCUGGAGAAGGACUAUGAGGAAGUGGGGGCAGACUCUGGGGACGCCUGUGAGGAUGAUGAAUACUAAAUCCUGAUUGACAGUCCUUUUUGGUUUACAGUAACGUCUAAUAAAAACAAAUGUUUUGAGUUGUACUUUUCAUACAUCACUGUCAUUUAGAGUUUUUUUUAAAAAGAUGGCUUGGUUGGCAGCUGGUUGUAACUUGGUUGAAGGGUCACAUGAUGGGUUAGUUAAAUUUUUGUGGGAGAUGGUGUUAUAGAGCAAAUUACUUAAAGGGAAAGUGUCACCUGCUGAUUGGUCCUCAUUAUUUUUUUGCCUUGCUGAUCAUACUAGUGGCCAUAACAAAUGUUCCCUCCAAGCUGUGCGCAGGCAUGCAGCUCCCCUCAAACUGCCGACACUGAUAAAUAUCAGCAUGCACGAGACUGCACUCUUCUCCACUUUCUAGUUUCCCCCUUUUUUUUAAACACUAGCAAUGUUUUUCUCUGCUGUGGGAAUUGUCAAUGUAGUAUAACGACACAAUUAACCUUGGUGUAGUCUUGGUGUACAAACUUGAAGGCAUUGGUGUAGGAUUCUAUUGCAUGACUCCGGCAGAACUCUACAGGCCAGCGCACC
Molecule: messenger RNA, 1933 nt
Organism: Oncorhynchus masou masou (cherry salmon)
Lineage: Eukaryota; Metazoa; Chordata; Actinopteri; Salmoniformes; Salmonidae
Product: tubulin alpha-8 chain-like
Exons: 4
Coding region: 44-1390 (448 amino acids)
Biological process (GO): mitotic cell cycle; microtubule cytoskeleton organization
Cellular component (GO): cytoplasm; microtubule
Molecular function (GO): structural constituent of cytoskeleton; GTP binding
Source: RefSeq, a predicted model, not a curated record